Messenger RNA from Monascus purpureus, 1247 nucleotides. The record is from the annotation of a GenBank genome assembly. NCBI's taxonomy places the organism in Eukaryota, Fungi, Ascomycota, Eurotiomycetes, Eurotiales, Aspergillaceae.
UGGGAAUGAAUACCUAACGAUGAAGACAAGGGAAUACGGAAAUAUGGCACGCUCCACAAUGGGAAGCAAGAUCCGCGAUUUAGAGAAGCAGCGCAUUGAAUAUGAGACACACAAAUCAGAAAUCGUCCGUGCCGCAAUGGAAUGCAGUGCAUCCGACGGAACGAAGAAAUUCAUGUCUCCAACGGAUGGGGUUGGUUCCGAGAAAGCGUCAGUAGCGCCGCGAGGAGCACGCUUCGAGAAACCUACCGUUGCUUGACAUGGGAUCCGGUAGAGGGAAAUGAUGUACGGAUGGGACAAGCAACGAAUCUUACAGCUGUACGCGGAGAGCCUCCUGGAAGACUUUAGAGGGUUGAGUAUCGCAGAUAAGGAGUUCUUGCCCGAUCUGAUAAUGAUACUAGGAACAGGAAGAAGAUAAAGACAACUUAUGCUAUUUAGUAUCUAUUUCGACGAAUACUGAACAUGGGAGGAAGAAGGAAUUAGUCCCCAUAACCGCUUGAGGCAAACUGGAACCUCCCAUGGACAGAAAUCCGCCAGAAACGACAGAGGAAAUACCCACACCAACACGCCCAUGGGCGUGUUGACGUCUACAAGAUGUUUCUAUGCUAUGGCAAGGCCUUUUGCAUAUGCUCUGAGAGUGCUGUCUCUGAAAUACAUGCAGGUUUAUGGGGUUUGACACCAAUUCCUGGGACCAAUUCUUGGAAGACUAGGAACGAUCCCAGACCCAGACGUUCCUAAUCCGCUUCAGUUACUAGCCCCUGCCCGGACUGGGUUCCUGGAUCGAAGGUCAGUCCGCAUCGUUUGGGUUUAUUGCCUCCUGUUUUUUCACGUGUUUGGUGUCGAUCAUGAUCUGUAGGCACUUGUAUAGCCCUCCUGAUUUUUGCGUGGCACACUCAGCUCAGGAUCUUGGCUGAUGGCGCUCACGCUAGCUUAACAUUGGUUCUGCAGGAGAGUAGAGCCAGCCCAUCUGGCUCGGCGUCUCGCAAACACGAGAACUUGGUAAUGGAUUUGCCCAGUGGCUGCCGAUUGCUCAGCUUGAUUAGGCACUGUGCCCCUUACAAAUUAUGGUGUGUCAUCAUUUGCGGAGUGAUCCUCAAGAGCUAGAGGCUACGAUGGAGGUUGUGCUGGCAAGACAAUGCCCAGGUUGUUGGGAUAACCAUGUCUAUGUUGAAAUUAUGUCGGAAUACAUACUUCCUCAAUCUUCGUUUGAGAGGAAGUGAUUGUAGUGACAAUGUAGUCCCCUGCCGUGG